Messenger RNA from Suillus clintonianus, 2667 nucleotides. RefSeq lists its product as uncharacterized. The record is from RefSeq and is a predicted model, not a curated record. Bases 199 to 2469 code for a protein of 756 amino acids. NCBI's taxonomy places the organism in Eukaryota, Fungi, Basidiomycota, Agaricomycetes, Boletales, Suillaceae. The transcript has 12 exons.
UCGCAGACCACGACAUCGCUAAAGCUGGUUCUGCUGAAGAGCUCUAAAGGCAUACUUGAAUUUAUUACUUCAAGUUAGCGGUGUUUUCGUGUUAAGGGGUGUUUUCGUGUUAAGUAUGAAUGUAUAGUCACGUGGUCUAUGUAUGCUUCCGACGCGAACCUAGUAGUUGGUUUUCUACCACUGGGCUUUCUUUUUUGAAUGUCGUAUCCGCUACUACGGACAUCGCGUUCUCUGUGCUCAUCGUGUCUACGUUGGCGGCGUCACAGACUCUACUCGUCACAGGCAGCGUUAGCGACCUCGAUUGUUCCAACAAGCAACCUUCAGCAGACAGAAACACUAUCUGCUGGACCUAGUAAUGGGUUAACAAAGACAACGCCGCAAAAGCGGGCCCAAGCCCCUGGGGAAGCAAAGACAGGGCUGCUGGUUGAGAAUGAAACACCCUCACAGUCUCGAAAUCCGCUAGAGCCGACUCGCGUCGACCUUUACCUCGCCUCAAUACACGCUGCUGGCUUGGAACCAACCUUGGAUGACAUAGAGCGCUGCAGACCUAAGAGACACUCCUCACCGGAGUCUUUUAAAUAUGCGGAAGAGUACAAUAAUCUCUUGGACACACUCUGUCGGUCCUUCAGCAAGGACCAGCUACGGAAGUUUACAGAGUUGUAUAACCUCGACCCUAUAUGGACACGUAGCUCCAGACGGAAAGUGGAAUAUGCGGAAUCCAUUAUGGAGAAGCAGUGGAACUGGCCCUCCCUGAAGGAAAUCGAGAGAAGGCAGAGGGAUAAGACAGAGGUUGUCGUCAAGACAUUCUCUGUCAACCCCAGUCAACUCUUUCUCAUUCUUGGGAAAGAUGGUGCCGACUUACUACAGCUUUCCAUGCAGUAUAACGUCCACAUUUCACUGGCUUCUAAUCCACUUGCCUUGCGAGUGGAGGGAUUGAGAGGCAAAAUGAAACGACUCACGGAGCAUUUGAGUGAAUUGAAAAAGGGUAUCAUUGAUGAAAUCGUUGAGCUGCCUUCAAAACGACCUAUUCGUCAGGAUCUGGUCCAACGUAUAUCACGUCUUGCUGGUGCUUAUGUGGAGAAUCUUGGUCACAAGGGCAAGAUCAGGAUUUGUGCGAAAGACACAGAAAAAAUGGACGCUGCAAAACGGCUUGCUCUCCGUGCUUCAACGGAGACUCAAGGUGACAAUUCUUCACCCCUCCUUUGCUAUGUGCCAGCAAAGGCAAAGCUCGAGCAUUCCGUAGCGCCUUCCUUCAUGCCGCACACGUACUCUGUCUACCCUUUCCUCUCUCCUCGGUCAUUACCUUGGACGAUGGUGAAAGGUGGAUCUUUCCGGGUUCGCAGAGUUGCAGAUUGGCUCGGUGCUGCUGCCAUUGAAGACACAACGAAGACAGGUGGCUUGUCGGGAGGGCAAGGAAAAGUGGUAACAAAAACUGAGGAAACCACAGACCUUGAGGCACUUCUCCUGAGUGCUCCAAUGACCCAUGGUCACGAAAGGCUUGUCUCUGCCUCCUUUGGACACAUCAUCCUUGGGUCUGUAUCACCGACCGGACAUAGCGUCCUUAGUCCCCCAUUAAAGGGAAAUUGGACGUUAUCAAAAAUUCUCAAAUGGUUGCACACUUCAAAUACUCCACUUGCAUUCGUUCCCAGUCCCCCUGCUACAUUAUUGAAUUCACCACCUUCCAAUCAAAAAGUCAUUCAUCGCGUUUUGUAUCGCACGCUUCCAGAGUCACAGCUUGAGAAGAGUCUUCAUCAGCAACUAAUCAAACUAGAAUUGGAGUUCUCGAUGUCAGAUACGGCUGUCUCCAAAGCGGCAGGACUUGAGUACGGUGACUCAGAUCGCGGAUUGGCUGGUGACUUUACAUCGGAACUCGAUAUCAAUCAUAACCCUUCAUAUUCCCUGGAAUAUUGGCAGGGUUCAGAAGGACCUUCGACAUACGCAGAGCCGAAUCCUCCAGAGGUGGUUGUCGACGUUUCCGAAGCAACCUGCCUCGAAGGUGUUGAAUCCACGUUGGAUGUCAUGAUGCCUGAUCGUCCAAUGGAUGUCCAAUUCACUGUAUUUGAACAUACAAAUGUUUGUGCAGGUGACCAACCUCCGCUGCUUGUUGAUUAUGCGAAGCAGCUUCGCCAUUUCUUAACGUCUCAAGACCGUGAAGCGAUUCAACCACAGCCACCAGCUACACUCAACUUUCGCGGUCGAACCUACUUCCUUCAGACUAGUUUAAGUGUGCGCAAGGUUACCGAGACAACUCAGCUGUCAACGGGUGCUAGUGGAAACAUGGAGCAGUCUGUUUCUGCGCGAGUCAUAACAGAAAGCAUGUUGGACUUGGAGAGCAACCAGAAGUUUACAACUUGUCAGGUGACGCUUGAUGAUUCUGCAGGUCGUGAAGCUUGGACUCGAUUCCUCGCAUCGUGUGACCUUAUCAGCACCGUUUCAAUCCCUGCUCAGGGUCUGCUCCCAGUCCCUUAACUUACCACCUUUGUAUACACUAAACACAAUAAUCGAUGCUCUCAAGUCAUGGAUGAGAUGAAUGAGAUGGGCGUUGCAUGAAAUCGAUUGGGGUACAGUGGUAAACUGGUCACCCUCAUCUUCGCUUUUUGUUUGCCUUGUCUCUCCGUUUUUUGGCGCGUGUCUGAUUAACAGUAAGUUUCUGCAAGAUCGACGGAC